AUGAAUUCUGAGUUAAUGCAUAGUGUAGUAGGAAGCUAUCUUAAACCUCCAGAAAGAAUGUUUGUUCCAUCAUUCACCCAGAAUGAAUCAUCUCAGAAUCGCCAACCUAUGAACUUAGAAGUUACUUCUUCUAAAGUGUUUCAUAGCCCAAAUAGCCAAGCUCUUAUUUUAGCCUUAAAAACUCUUCAGGAAAAGAUUCAUCGUUUAGAGCUAGAGAGAACACAAGCUGAAGAUAAUCUGAACAUUCUUUCCAGAGAAGCAGCACAGUAUAAAAAGGCCUUGGAGAAUGAAACAAAUGAGAGAAAUCUGGCACAUCAGGAACUGAUAAAGCAGAAAAAAGAAAUAAGUAUGCAGUUAAGCUCAGCCCAGUCUCGUUGUACCCUUCUAGAGAAACAACUAGAAUAUACAAAGAGAAUGGUUCUCAAUGUAGAGCGAGAAAAGAAUAUGAUCCUAGAACAACAGGCCCAGCUUCAAAGAGAAAAAGAACAAGAUCAGAUGAGGCUGCACGCAAAACUUGAAAAGCUUGACGUCUUAGAAAAAGAGUGUUUCAGACUUACAGCAACUCAGAAAGCUGCUGAGGACAAGAUUAAACAUUUAGAGGAAAAACUUACAGAAGAAGAACAUCAACGUAAGCUAUUUCAAGACAAAGCUUCUGAGCUUCAAACUGGACUUGAAAUCAAUAGAAUUUUAAUGUCAUCAGUUUCAAAUCCAAAACAGUCCAAGGAAAAGAAGAAAUCUUCAAAGAAAACUAAAUGUUUAAAGAGAGGACCACCUCAGCAAAUUUAUUCAAAAUUUGGAGCACUGCCUUUUGUGUCUGAAAAGAUGAUGCAGCAUUGUGGCCCACAUAUCCUUCAGAAACCUUCUGAAGUGACUGAGCCUAGAUGUUUCUACAAGCCUAUUAGAAAAACUUCCCAGUGUAAAGCUGUACCUUCUGACUCAGAAAAGUCCGUUUCCAUUUGUGACAAUUUGUCCGAACUUUUAAUGGCAAUGCAGGAUGAGCUGGACCAAAUGAGUGUGGAGCAUCAAGAACUACUGAAACAAAUGAAGGAAACCGAAAGCUAUUCAGUCUGUGAUGACAUAGAAUGUGAACUAGAACGUUUAGUCAAGAAAAUGGAAAUUAAAGGAGAACAAAUUUCCAAACUGAAGAAGCAUCAAGACAGUGUAAGAAGGCUUUGGUCCGUAAACUGCAGCAAAAAGUUCAAAACUCAAAGAUGAGUGAAGCUUCAGGUAUUCAGCGAGAAGACAUCUACCCUAAAGGAUCAAAGAACAUAAAAAAUAGCCCCAGAAAAUGUUUGAAUGAAACUAACGCUUUUCAGAAAAACAACAACUUUCAUCCAAUACGAGUUCAUAAUCUUCAAGUGAAAUUGAGGAGAGAUGAUAUCAUGUGGGAACAGUAACACAAUAGCAAAACUGUCACCUUAAAUGAACGUUGUCAAUGAGAUCUUGAAUUGUGUAAAGCGGUUUUAAUUUAAUAUACCUUUGUGAAAUUUUGAAUUAUGUUUCUAGCCUCUAUAAAACAUGUAGUAUUUUUAAAUUAAUACCUAAUGACCUACUAAGAAUCCCAAAUAAUAAAUGGUUGCUUUUUU
Messenger RNA from Propithecus coquereli (Coquerel's sifaka), 1586 nucleotides. It is a transcript of the gene CEP57L1, whose product is annotated as centrosomal protein 57kDa-like 1. Lineage: Eukaryota; Metazoa; Chordata; Mammalia; Primates; Indriidae. The record is from RefSeq and is a predicted model, not a curated record. The transcript has 10 exons. Gene Ontology annotation, cellular component: centrosome. Gene Ontology annotation, molecular function: microtubule binding; gamma-tubulin binding; identical protein binding. Bases 1 to 1215 code for a protein of 404 amino acids.